GUUAAAUGUCGUUCGAACUGUAAGAGCAAAAUUCAAGUACUAAAUUGUAAGAAAGAAUAAAUUAAAAUUACAUUAACAUGAUCUGUAUUAUAAAAUGUGUAAUAUUGGUGACAACCAUACCAAUUAUUGCUGGAUACUUUAGCUAUAGUAAACGUGAUCAACAUACAUGGAUUCAAAAUUUUAAAUUAUGUGGUGGAAAAUUGCAAUCUCCAAUAUCCAUAUCAUCAUCCAAAUCAAUAACUCUUCCUUUACCUGCACUUGAAGUAAUUGGCUAUCAUGAUUUUUUACCCAGUCCAUUAUAUUUGGAAAACAAUGGUCAUUCAGUUGUAAUUAAUAUAAAUAAUCACUUAAGAAAAAGACUACCUUAUAUAUUUGGAGGCUCACUUGAUAUAAAUCAAGAAUAUGAAGUAGAUCAUCUGCACUUUCAUUGGGGUGCAAAAAAUAACAGGGGAUCUGAGCAUAUUUUAAAUGGUGUUAGAUAUCCUAUGGAAAUGCAUAUAGUUCAUAAAAAUAAGGCUUAUUCAAAUUUAUCUAAUGCACUAAAUUACAAAAAUGGUCUUGUAGUUCUAGGAAUCUUUUUUCAAUUACAGGAAGAAGAUAACAAAUCCUUAUACUCUAUCGUAAAUGCCUUAACGAACGUGCAAUUCUUAAAUAAUGAAAUAGCAUUAAAUAAACCUAUAAGGCUAGUUUCAUUAUUGCCUAAAAAUACGGAUGUAUUUUAUACUUAUAAGGGUUCAUUAACUACACCACCAUGUAAUGAAGUAGUAACCUGGAUAAUUUUUCCCGCGCCUGUAUCAAUAUCUGUUUCGCAGUUAAAGAAAUUUAGAAAUCUUUUCAGUAAAAAUGGUAUGUUAACUGAUAAUUAUAGAAAAUUACAAGAUAUAGGACUUAGAAAAGUGUAUGUUAGAAGAUUAAAUCCAUAUUUAGUUGAAAAAUAUAACGAAGAGAUUUUUAAUGUUACGAAUUUAAAGUGGUUUUCGUAAUUAAAUGAAUUCUAGAUUAAAUUAAUUUUCCAACUUUGAGUUGUUUAAGGAAAAUAAAAUACGAUAUAUUUUUGUAAAGUAUUCAAAAGUAUUCAAAAAAAAAUAUUGAAUUAAAAAUGUAAAUUUCUAUGAUGUUCAAUUAAGAAUUAUGAGUAAUCUUAGAAAUAAUUUACAUUACAUAAAGAUAUCUUAUAAGGCAAAAUUAAAUAGUUUUGAAUAGUAUAUCACAAGGUAUAAUUAUAAUGUAAAUGGCGGUAUUUUAAAACUUUAAAAAUUACUUUUAUCUUUUUAAGUUAGUUUAUAUAUAUAUUUUUACGUGAAUCAAUGCGCAUUUUUAUUCUCUAAAAAAAAGUGUUAAGUAUUCUUGUGUUUACUUUCCUUGUCUUUCAUUUGACAAGAUCCACAAAUUUAAAAGAUAAAAUAUCUUUCAAAUUGAUCGUAUUAAUCGUAAAUAAAUUUAAAAAUAUUUUGAAAUUUUUUAAAUGCCUUUACUCUCUUACUAUUCUAAACUAUUUAAUUUUAUCCAAAGAAAUUUUCUUCUAUUUCCUACUAUUUUAAAACUAUAAAUCACUAAAUUAUGUAAUAUAAAAAGAACUAAAUAAAAACUGACGAAUGAUGUUCAAUAAAAGAUCCUUUUAUUUAAUAAGAACAAUAUAACAUAAACUUCAUAAAUAAAUGUAAAAGAAUAAAUGUGGUGAAUAAAUACAUUUUUAUCAAAUACAUUUAUUAAAGACAGGCAGAAACUUUAUCAAUCGUCGUAUGUAAUACGUAUGUGUAUGUACAUACAUAUAGUUGUAUGGACUAGUUGAGUCUAUUCGUGUAAGUUUGGUGUGUAUAUAGUCAUCUAAUGAAGUGACUGCAAGUAGCUAGAGAAUGUGAAGGUAGAGUUGAUGUAAUCACGUAUCACGUUAAAAGGCAUUGACAGUACCACAUUUUUUAACAAUGUCGUCAUCCAAAUUACAAAAAAUUUAAAGUUAAUCGAUAAGUAUAGGUAAAUUAAAUCGUCUUCGAUAAAUUUGAAAUAUAGACAACGUGAGGCGUGACAGUGUACUUAUUUUAAACAGUGAUUUCAACAGCGUGAAUGAUGACAAUAAUUAAAAACGUUUGGUGGCGAUAAUUACAGCAGCCAUAAAAUCACACAGAUUAUUUUUUUCAUCCGUGUGUUGUAUUAGUUCUACACAACAUAUAUGAACACCUUGAAGGUUAUGCGGCAAUUCUUAUCGAUCGAUUUUACUUUCGUGCCUGACCUGCUUACUGUUUAACGUGUAUCCAGAGCACGAAAAUUGACCAAAUAAUUUAUUUGUUACCGUGAACCAAAAAUAUUUUCUUAUAGAAAUCUUUUUAUUUCGUAAAAUAAGAAUUCGAAGAUGGUUUUUGAGUCGAUUGUUACCGAGCUCCUGAACAAGGUGUUGGGAGAGUAUAUUCAAAAUUUGGAUUGCACGCAA
Molecule: messenger RNA, 2428 nt
Organism: Bombus terrestris (buff-tailed bumblebee)
Lineage: Eukaryota; Metazoa; Arthropoda; Insecta; Hymenoptera; Apidae
Product: putative carbonic anhydrase 3
Exons: 7
Coding region: 78-983 (301 amino acids)
Cellular component (GO): cytoplasm
Molecular function (GO): carbonate dehydratase activity; zinc ion binding
Source: RefSeq, a predicted model, not a curated record